AUGGUUUACCGAGCGAAAAUUCUCCGAAAUUCAGCCAUCUUCCAGAUGCUGUGUGGUUCUUUGAUGAUAUUACUUGGUAUCGGAAGCAUUUUCGUUGUUCAUCACUGGAGUACGUACGCUGGUUUUGGAGUAUGGGUCGGCUUUUGGGUAAGAAAAGAUAUAAACUUGAUGAAACUUAGAGUAAUCUGCAGAGUGGAUUCGAAUGCAGGAGUACAUUUGCAUUUCUGCUCAUAUUGCAUGGUUCAGAAAAAAUGUUAACAUAUCAGCUUCACUGUCAACGCUGUCAAAGCAAAAUACAUUUUAAAUUAUAUUUUUUCGUAGAAGAAAUUCUAGAUGCGCCGAGAUCGGGGAAAUUUGAAUGACGCAGAGGAUAUUUUGCCUUUCGCAUGGAAAAUACAUAACAUAUUUUAAAAGAACGUAGGGAAGCUGUUCGCAUGAGGGAGUUUUUAUGCUGACUGCGAAAUGACGGAAGGAACGGCUGAAGAAGCCCUAAGAACGUCUGUGGAGGGGGAAGGUAAAUAAAGCGGGUGAAUUUCUGCGAGGAAAUGUGCGGAAAUGUGCCAGUGUUUGUUCUCGGCUCCAGUGAAGCCUUUUUAUACGAAGUACCUCAUGUUCCUCGUUUAAAUACCGUUCAUUUGUCACUAACGACGUCCGCCAUUUUCGUUGUUGUUUUGCAAACCAGCCGUGACGCGAGAAAUAACAUCAUUAUUUCGAUCGGUUUCAAUAAUUCUGCUCCCUGAAUGUUUGGAAUAUAUUCCCCUUAAUAUUCCUUGCAAGAAAUAGCAGGUCAAUUGAAAAGAUUGUGUGUUUCGGAUUUUUCUAUAGAUUUCUUUUUCUUGAUAAGAUCGAUCGACUUAUGUUUUGAAUGGCAGAACUUUCAAGAUAGUGAGAUAGAAAACAUUGUUUUUUUUUUUCUUUUAACUGAGCAGAUAAGAUAAAUUGAGAGAGAAAGAAAGACUUAAAAGCUGGCCGCGUGGCGAGAAUUUUUCGUAGGCCAUGAAGAAGAGCUAAAGCUCGAAACGUCAGUGUUUCAAAGACACGGAUAAAAUAAGUCCUGGCCUAGCUUUUGUUCGCUACAGUCAGUGUAUAGUCCGCAUGAAUAGUGAAUUUAGAUUUUUAAGGUACAUGUAAAGUUACAUACACUUCAUGUAAUGCGAUGAGAUUUGUUUCUUUGUUAUUAUAACUAUUUAAGCGUGUCCUUUAUGCACAUUUAAUAUUCUAAAAUGGAAUAAUCAUGUCAUAUCAUCUAUGGUUAGGUAAUUAUCAGUGGAGUUUUAGGAUACAUUGGUGCAAAAGAAGAUACAAACCCAAACAAAUGCCUGGUGAGAAUUUUUCAUUUUGUUAGCAUAUCUCCACAAUUUUAUCAAGAAUGGAAUGCAUACAUCAUUCUUUCUAGAUAAAUCUCUAAAAAACUGCACUAUAUGUGAUUAACCUACGGGAUAGGUUAAAACUACAAAUAACUGUGACGCAAUGGCGGAUAAAGAACGUAAUUUCUGUUCUCAGCUCUAAUUUUGGGGUGUGGACUUUUACUCAUAAUGGAAUUGGGCAUGAAAAUGAACAAAUGUUGUACUUAGAGACUGCAAAACUAUAAGCAUACAUAAAAAUGUAUUAUUAUUAUGAUUCGAUCUAUGAAAUAAAAAAUUAAACCUAAAGUAAUAAAAAUACAAAAUUUGUACGGAAUGGGUAGAAGUGUUACGUACAUGUAAAUUUAUUAUACAUCAGACUCACUAUGAAAAAUCUGAUUGGUCGAGAGCAUUCAAUCAAUUCACAAUAGCUUGUGAACUUGACAUGAUAAAUGCAAUAUCUGCUGCAGAUAUUGCAUUUAUCAUGUCAAGUUCAACGUCUGCCUGGUUACCAAGCCCCUUGGAGUGUUCUCCUCAGAAACAGAAUGGCUGAAUGUCUUCUUUUGCCUAUUGUUUAAAAAAUGUAUAAUAAAACAAUUAUUGAAUUCGGUUUUCGCAUGAUACAAUGAAUUAUCAAAACCUCGUGCCUGUAUUAUCUGCCUCAGCCUUCGGCUUCGGCAGAUAACACAGACCUCGGUUUUGAUAAUUCAUGAUAUCAUGCCCAACCUCAUCCAAUAAUUGUUUAGUAAUUGGCGAUCGUUGGCUACAGAUAAUCCUUCUUAGUCCGACUAAAUUUUGGUAAGGGGAACUCCCUUUAACAGCUCUAGAACUGAUGGAUUUCAGUAAGGAAUUCAUCAAUAAUUAAAGCCUUUCUUCUAAGUGAACUUUGAAUAUUUUUUUUCUUAUAACUAGAACUACGUGUAACGCAAAAGCUAGCGAAGCAGAAGGAAAAAAGGGAAAAAAUGGCAAGAGAAAACAAAUAAUAUAAUAAGAAGAACAACAACAACAAACAAACAAAUUAAACUGUUCAGCAAACCUAGGCUUGAAAUAUAUGCAAUGGACUCAUGAAAUGUAUAGAAAAUACUUUCCAAGAAAUAACCCCCUUAAAAUAAAUCUGUAAAGAACAAGGCCUUAUCUCUAAGCCCAUCAUUGUAGACAACACGUGACUGGGGUAUAUGUCCUUUAAUUUUUUAGAAUGGCAAUGAGCGGUCCUUUAUGUUCCAUUCACAAAUACGAGCAAAAACAUAACGCCAGUCCUCAAUAACGUAAUUAUCUGAAACUCAACACUGCAGACUGCUAAAUUUUCAGUAUUUUUUUUUCUCAACUUUUGAUUUUGGCUCUGGCUUUUAAAAGUGAAUAACGUUUAAGACACUGGUCGGAGCAGGGCUUCCAAACCAAGCUAACCUAGUGGCGGCUUAUUUAAAUAACUUGGUGAUUUAUAAUAAGCAACUAAAAAGUUGUUUUUGCAUCUGUCCACAGAUUGGAUGUUUCCUGGGAUUCUCCAUCACUGCCUGUGUCAUUGGUGUAAUUAUGUUCAUCAGCUACUGCUUUGCUGUUAGCCAGUUUUCCAGCAUCCUUAAUUGCCGGGAAGAUUGGCUUUUUGAAAGCACCACUCUUAAGAGGCCUUGUUCAGUCUCCCGGUCAGGUACAAAACGAGGUGAAGCUGCAGAUGGAAUGGGAUUGGGUGUUUGCCAACUGAUAUUAUCUGCACUGGUUUUCAUUGUUGCCCUUGUUUCAUCUAUCUACUCCUGCAAAGCUGUGUGCUGUGGAACAUCUGGCCACACCGUAAGUAGCAUGACACGUUUCCUGACUUAAUUCUUCUUAGUUUGUAACUUUGGUUGAAUGUUCUACUUUGUUGAGACCCCGUUCUGACUCACCCACUCUUUGGAGUAUUUACUGAUCCUUGGAGCGAUGAGGUUUAUACUUUUCCUACUAAUAAAAGAUUUACCGAGACUGAAAAAAAUUGUUUUAUACUAAUAUAUAUGUUGAAGGUAAAAUUGAUCUCAGGUUAAAAAGCAGAAUCUAAUUUCCUUUGAUUCAGAAUUUCCUUUAUUUCUUAACCUUAAUUAUCCCUUAAUUAUUAAACUGUCGUUUAACCUAAGAUAUUUCUCAAAACGCCAUUGACAUUAGUAUUUCGGAGAACUGUUCCUAUUAUUUUAGUCACUAAUUUUUUUAUUUUGUUAUUUCGUAUAGCAGUUGCGUUAGCUCUUUCGCCAUGCAUGCAUGUUCAUUAGUUCUGCACUCAUACCAAGACAACCAAGCUGCCACUUUGUAAGGUUGACGGAGGGUUUAACCGUUUUACUGAGGACAAUUCCUCAGUCAGUACUUUUCCACUAAUAAAUUUCAUAAGUACGUUCAUGAGAAGAUAUCAAUUCCCUCGGAGCCAAAACAUGAAAACUUCUCAGAUGAAAGCCGGAAAGCAAACAACCAGUAUUUGCUGAUUUUGUUAUUGUUUUGCUAUAACAAAUAUUUUUAGGCUACUACGCAGCACGUACUGUAUGCUGGAACGCAACCAAUGCACCCAGCAGGCCAAGCUGGUGUUGUGGUUACUCAACCAACUAGUGCCAUAGCGACUACUCUUCACGGCGUUCUCGUGACAGGACAGCAGGCCGCUUUCUUACGUCCACAGGUAACCACAGACAGCAGUGCUGCAUGCUAACAACUGCAUAUGCUAACAAAUCGUUCGUUUAGUUCUGUAACACAAAAUACCACAAGGCCAAUAGCUGAAAAAUCUCAUCUAAGGAGUAAACAUAGUUUAACAGCAUAUAUUUACGCUACUAAGAUAAAUAUAAUGUUUGUUGCACUGGGGUUGCUGUUUCUCGCUCAUUGUAAUGAGGUUGACAGCAGGACGUUAUAAGCCGAAUUUCAGAUUUUUUGUAAAUAGCAGACCGAGGUUUCCCAACCUUUUGUACGGGCGCUAAGACAACGAGGAAAGACGAAGACAUAAAAGAAGACUAAGUAUCUUCUCGAUUAGCGAGCGAGUCGCUCGAACAGCCCCAACAUAUGUUACUGGAGAACCCCCGGGUAUCAAUCCCGGUACCCUUCGUUCACCAUUUUAAAAAUGUCCUUUGGGUGUAGGUCUUCAUUCUAACUGGGAAAAUUGUUGCUUUACGUUACAUUAAAACUGAAGUACCACUUCAUUUACUGUAACAGUGUUCCAAAUAAAAAAGCCUGGACGUAAUCCAUGUAAGAAACUUGUCAUUGAUUUCUGUUUGUAUGUAAACCCAUUUUAAACAGCAGGAACCAAAGGAACAUGAGAGAUCUCCGCCCUAUUCAUACGAUACACCGACAGGGAAUACUCCACCACAAGAGGCAUUUACAAGCGGUGUAUUUGAGGAUAUGUCUCCACCAUAUUCAUACAGUGCACAGACAGGCAAUGCCCCACCAUCAACGGCGUCUGCAGGCGGCGUCACUGAGGAUGUGCAUCUACCAUAUUCAUACAGUGUACAGACAGGCAAUGUGCCACCAUCAACGGUGUCUGCAGGCGGUGUCACUGAGGAUGUGCAUCUACCAUAUUCAUACAGUGUACAGACAGGCAAUGUGCCACCAUCAACGGUGUCUGCAGGCGGCGUCACUGAGGAUGUGCAUCUACCAUAUUCAUACAGUGCACAGACAGACAAUGCCCCACCAUCAGCAGCGUCUGUAAGCGGUGCUGCUGAGAAUAUGCGCAUGCCUGCAUGGGUAGAGACAAUUUAAACAAACCUAUCUCAUUAGAUUGACGUUUGUGUUAAUAAGGUGGCAUAGCUAAAAGUAAUUGUAAAUAAUCAAUUGUAAAUUUUAAUAGGCCAUUUUGAGGUCUUUAAACACUAUUGAGGCCCGAUGCAAAUUAAAGUGAGUUUUAUUUGCAUGACAAUAAAAGGCUUGUUUGUUAUGUAUAUGUUUUAUCCCCGUUUUGAAAUAGACAGAGGCGAAUCCAUAAUGACCUACAUGGACCAAGUUUUUGGGAAAUAUUUUAAAGUUAGCUUCUUACUUUGAAGCUGCGGGGCGAAUAGCUUGAGUUGCGAGAUCAGAAACUCUAGUAACCGAGAUGAAGCCUUGUUUUCGUUCGUUAAGACGUCUAAAGCUACUUAACUUGGGCCUGAUCUCUUGUUAGAAACCAGACAAAAUUUUAGGCAGGGCAAUGCUAAUAGGUUCCUUAAGUUUUUUUCAGUGAAGAAAUUAGAGAUGAUCAUUUAAUUUAAGU
Molecule: messenger RNA, 5526 nt
Organism: Porites lobata
Lineage: Eukaryota; Metazoa; Cnidaria; Anthozoa; Scleractinia; Poritidae
Source: the annotation of a GenBank genome assembly